AUGGAUGAUGAGGUUAACAAGCAGAUUUCAGCUGAGCAGAUUUUGAAAGAAGUUUAUGAGAGAAGGAAGGUCGUCAAACCAUCUACAAAAGUUGAUAUACUAGAUCUUGAAGAACUUCAUGAAUACCAGCGGAGGAAAAGGAGCGAAUAUGAGACCUAUUUGAAGCGCAAUCGACUGGAUAUGGGCCAAUGGAUACGAUACGCCAAGUUCGAGGUGGAGCAGCAUGACAUGAGGCGAGCCAGAUCUAUCUUCGAGAGAGCGUUAUUAGUGGACAAUGGCUAUAUACCGCUAUGGAUUAGAUACAUUGAUACAGAGUUGAAGAGCAAAUUCAUUAAUCAUGCUAGAAACCUUUUGGAUAGAGCUAUCAACACGCUUCCGCGUGUGGACAAGCUUUGGUACAAAUACUUACUGAUGGAAGAAUCACUGGGCAACAUCAGCAUUGUAAGGUCGUUGUUCACCAAAUGGACAUCUCUCGAGCCGCACCCUAAUGCUUGGGACUCGUUUGUAGCGUUUGAAGUUAGACAAGAGAACUUUGAGAAUGCUCGAGACGUAUAUUCAAGAUACGUUCUAGUACAUCCAAUGGUAUCGACGUGGCGAAAAUGGGUUCAGUUUGAAACGACGUACGGUGAUGUGGACACAGUCAGGAAAGUGUAUUCUCUGGCUGUUGAUACGUUGGCGUCAUUUCCAGAUAAAGAAAGAGAAGAUGAUCUAAUUAGUCUGAUUAUAUCAUUUGCAACUUGGGAAUCUGCACAACAGGAGUAUGAACGAUGUAGGGCACUAUAUGAUAUAGCAAUCGAGAAAUGGCCCCAAAGAGACGAGCUAAGGAACAGUUUGGUACAUUUUGAGAAGAAGUUUGGCAAUAUCAUCUCGGCAGAAGAAAGCGUGAUUCAUAAGAGGAAAAGAAGUUAUGAAGAGCGUCUACGAGAGAGCCCGCGAGAUUAUGAUACUUGGUGGCUAUAUCUAGAUCUUGUCCAAGCUUACUUCCAACCUCAAGUUCUGGAGACACUAAAAAAGUCGGUCUCCAGUAAUGAACCAACAGCUUCGGUUAAAAACAUUGCGUGGAAACAGUACAUUUACCUAUGGAUCAGGCUGUUGACAUUUGUUGAACUUGAAAUGAGUAACAUAGAGUGUUGUAGGGGCUUGUACAAAAGGCUCGUCGACCAUUUGAUCCCACACAAACAAUUCACUUUUUCCAAAGUAUGGCUCAUGUAUGCAAACUUUGAGAUUCGACAGGGGAAUAUUGAUACCGCUAGAAAGAUACUUGGAAGAUCCCUAGGCACAUGUCCCAAGGUUAAAACUUUCAGAGGCUAUAUCGAGUUAGAAAUAAAGUUGAAGCAAUUUGACAGGGUUCGGAAAAUAUAUGAGAAGUUUUUGGAGUUUAAUCCAUUGAAGGUCGACACUUGGGUUAAUUAUGCCGAACUGGAGGAGAAUCUUGGAGACGAAGACAGAUGCAGGGCAAUUUAUGACUUGGCGAUCAGCAAUGCUGAUGCGAUAGGUUUUUCAAAAGACUCCAUGAUAUUUUUAAUGCAAAGAUCAAUUGAGUUCGAAACGGAUGAAGAGGAAUUCGGAAGAGCAAGACAGCUGUUCGAUAAAUAUAUACAGAUGAACGAGAACUUGCCGCAAUUGUGGAUUACGUAUGCUCUUUACGAAAGUUCCAACCCAUCCGAAGGGCAAUUAAACUCUCUUCGAGAGAACCUAAUAGACGAUGAUGACGAGCUUAACUUUGAAGCUACGGAUGAGAACAUAGUCCGCGCAAGAGAGGUGUUUGAGAGGGCGUUGAAGCAUUUCAAGCGAACCGACCAUAAGGAAAAUAGGGCAGUGAUUUAUGAAGCGUACAAGAGCUUCGAGGACAAUCAUGGAAGCGAUGAAGACCGACAGGCAAUCGGAAAGAGGAUGCCGCGGUUAAUCAGAGAGCAAGGGCCAAAUGCUAUCGAACAGGAAAGCUACGAGUUCCCAGAUGACGAGCAUGAUAAUAGCAAGGAACCAAAUGUUUCCAAGUUCUUAGCGUUGGCCAAGAAAUGGAACGAAAGUCAACAGGCAUGA
Molecule: messenger RNA, 2043 nt
Organism: Torulaspora delbrueckii
Lineage: Eukaryota; Fungi; Ascomycota; Saccharomycetes; Saccharomycetales; Saccharomycetaceae
Gene: CLF1
Product: Clf1p
Exons: 1
Coding region: 1-2043 (680 amino acids)
Biological process (GO): spliceosomal complex assembly; mRNA splicing, via spliceosome
Cellular component (GO): U2-type catalytic step 2 spliceosome; Prp19 complex; precatalytic spliceosome
Molecular function (GO): protein binding
Source: RefSeq, a predicted model, not a curated record